Aspergillus mulundensis is the source of this 3594-nucleotide messenger RNA. RefSeq names its product putative cell wall biogenesis protein Mhp1. Gene Ontology annotation, molecular function: GTPase activator activity. The record is from RefSeq and is a predicted model, not a curated record. NCBI's taxonomy places the organism in Eukaryota, Fungi, Ascomycota, Eurotiomycetes, Eurotiales, Aspergillaceae. The coding region runs from base 1 to 3594 and encodes 1197 amino acids. The transcript is spliced from 3 exons.
AUGGAGGGUGUUGAGACAGUUGAUGUAAGCUGGCUGCAUCAUUCUCAGAAAGACAACAACCUUUCUCGCUGCAGAUCCGCCUCAUCCUUUGGCAACGACGUGGAAAAUUCGACGGCACAGCAAGCCAAUUCCGAAAAAUCUCCUCUGGACAAAUCAUCGCCAAUCGCACAAGAUGCAUCUUCCCGCCCAAAGUCCGCCAAACCGGACGUACACAACGCCAGCUCCCGGGCUGACAAGGAAAGUCGGAAUGGCGAAUCCACCGCAAGCAACGGAACAACCCCGUCGUCAGACUCAUUCCCGAAGAGCGCACCGAAACCGAUAGGAAGGCGAGGCUCAUGGAUUUCAAGCCUUAGUUCCAAGUUCUCCUCUGGCUCUACCCCUCCGUCGCAGUCCAACAUGAAAUCCCCGACAGCGCCAAAAGCAAGCCCUCCCGCCUCAAAACUCGACAUGCAUAACCCGUUUGGAGCAGCAUAUUCGCCAAAGGACAAGGAGGAAGAGAGAAAAGACGAAAAUACCCCUUUCACGUCGAGUUCGCCUCGGGGGCCGUCGUUCUUGCAGAGCGCGUUCCGGAAGUUGUCCUCAUCUGGCUCUGGAGGAGGAAAACCAGCUGCUGGAAAUGCUGCGGUUUGUGAGCGUCGCACAUUGAAUAUUGAUAAAGACCGGGAUAGGUGUAAAGUUCCGAAUUUGAAUCCGGCGAAGCUGCGGCGGGUUGCCUUUUGCGUUGACGUCGAAAUUGCGGGUAUAGCCCCCCGUGACGAUGAAGAAAGCCCGAGCACAGCACGACGCCAUGUUAUCGAGCUGAAUGGUCACAAGCCGAAACGUUCAAACUCGAAAUCGAAAAGUAAAGACGAGGCAGAACCGCUGAAGCGUCCGCAAGCUACACAGGCGGAGAAAGAGACAUCGGCGCAGGAGAACGGCGCCCCGAAUAGCAGCCCACCUACAGCACCAGCGAAUGAGGACAAUCCCAAGGGCGAGACCAAGGAACCCACACGAAAGCAAGAAAAGAAAAAGCGAUCAGAAGAGGAGAGACGAGAACGGAAGGAGAGGAAACGUAGACUAGCGGAGGCAAACGGCUCGAUUCCGCUACAGCUGACAGCUGAUGAUCAUGAGGGCGAUCCUAGAAACAGCGCACCUGGCGGCACCCGGUCUGGAGCGCAGAACCAUCCGACAACGGAUCCUAUCCGAAUCUACCGACGUUGUUGCCAAUUGCGUGAAACUCCUGUCCUCAAACGAAUAGUUGAUGAGAUUUCGUCGCCUUCGUCAACGCUCGCGGAAUCGCCUGGUACUGUCGCUGUCUUGAAUCUUACCAAUUUCCCCAUGACUGCCGAGGACAUUGCCACAUUCAGCGACUGGUUGGCUGUUGUACCAGUGCGGAAAUUGAUCCUCGAGAAAUGCGCCCUGACGGAUGAUGCCGUCCGCGCCAUACUUUCCGGUCUCCUUUCUACCAAAACCGUGGAGCAGAUGAGGCGUAGGCGUGGGAAAAAAAGCAGAGGCAACAGCCAACCACAGGAGAAGAUUGAGAGGUUUAGUGUCGUGGAAAGAUUAUCUCUGAAGGAUAAUUCCAAGAUCGGCCCGGAAGGAUGGCGCCAUAUCAGCCUAUUCAUCCAUCUGUCCAAGUCUCUAAAAGCCAUCGAUCUCUCAGGCAUUCCUCUGCCAAAAACAACUAUUCCGCUCAAUGAUUCUACAAACUUACCUCCGCGGGGAAUUAACCCUGCCCCCUCUUCCGCGCACAUAGACGUGGCCGCCGUGUUUUCAAAUUCUCUUUCAAAUCGAUUUGGUGCCGAUCAUCUCGAGGAAUUGCUGUUAAGCGAAUGCAAGCCUACAAUGGACGAGGUGAAGAAGAUUUGUGAGGCUGCCACAACCGUUGGUUUGAGGAGGCUAGGCUUAGCCAAUAAUGGAGUAACCCGUGAAGGCCUGCAACAUGUUGUCAAUUAUCUAGAAUCCGGGAAAUGCGAAGGUCUCGAUCUGGGCGGGAAUCCCAUAGGGGAGGAUCUGGAUCUCAUCACUGAUGCUAUCGAGAGUCACUUGCCUCUUUACGCUCUAAGUCUGGCAGACUGUUCCCUGACUCCCUCCACCAUCUACCCGCUGCUUCAAGCCUUCACGCAUCUGCCCAACAUUCGAUUCAUCGACUUCUCACAUAACCCUGCAUUGUUCUCUACACAACCGGAUGCCUUGUCGACUCUUAGACGCUUCCUGCCUAAGAUGCCCAACUUGAAGCGCAUUCAUUUGGCUGACGUUAACCUUUCUUCUGACCAUACGAUAGCUCUUGCCGAGAUUAUCCCCGAAUGCCCGAGUUUAAGCCAUUUGAGCAUCUUGGAAAAUCCUGCCAUUGUUGCUCUUGCAUCGGCGACGGACCCGGAGGCUCAGGAAGAAGCGUGCGCGGUUUAUGCAUCUUUACUUGCCGCAGUGCGCGUAUCAAGAACCAUCAUAGCUGUUGAUAUUGAAGACCCAAGCGCCGAAAACAAUGAAGUUGUCAAAGCCUUGGCAUCUCAGAUUGUCGCAUACUGUCUUCACAAUCUUGAAGGUGGAGCUCUUGAAGCCGAGCUCUCUGGGAACAUCGAUCCGUCGCAGCCACGGACGGCGGUCCCGAUUCCUGAAAUCCUUCAGCAUAUCGUUGGUAAUGGUACUGCUGAUGAAGGGGUUGAUGAGGAUGACGAGCUUGCUCCUGAUGAAGACUAUGUCAUCGGGGGUACAGGUGUAGUCAAAGCCCUAGGGGUAUGUCUCGGUAAUCUUGAUCAACAUAUGCCAGGCGACGUGUCCGGUCCUCCAAGUGGAACAACAACACCCAGGCAUCGAAAAUCAAGGUCAUUGGCUGCCAAACGUCCCCGCGAUAUGUCUAAGAAUCUUCUGGAUUCAGCUCGUGGCAUACGCAGCAGGAUUGAGUCGGCACUUGUGCGCGAGGAUCGUGCAGGCAAUGAUGACAAUUACAGGCGUCUCCAAUUCCUUGACUUUACACUACAAAAAAUGAUCCAGCGCUUCGAGGAUGAAUACCCGGAGACGCGGAUUAUACCGCAGCCUCUGAAGCCAACCCAGGACACAAGCUCUCAGAAUUCAGGAGACGACAGCUAUCUUGCUACAAGUAUAGGGAAUCUCCAGUCAGCUGGCGCUACACUUGAUAAUGAGAACGCGGUUGAUGAUGACGAAGGUGACCAAUAUGCUGUCCGGCUGUCGCGGGCGAGUUCCAUUACAUCCCUUUACUCUCGUGCAAUGACAUCUGAAGAAGGUCAUGUCCACCGUCUUGGACAAAACAUACGUCGCGAUUUCCUCCCCCUAGACCAGGCAGAGGAAGGGGAGUCCUCCGAAAUGAUGGAUGAGUCGCAAUUUACAGCCUUGCGGGAGAAGCUGGAUCGGUUACAUGAAGAACAGACCCGCUCGCACUUUGAGAGCGUGGGUGCCGACAAGGCUUUCCAGGAGCUGGGAUCCACGGUCGAGGAACUAUGGGCGAUCCAACGACAGGACUCAGAAGCCUACGAAAGAUUCAGACAGAGCCAAAUUGCUGCUCAAAUCAAUAGCGGUAGAAGGACGCCCUCCGUGUCGGACACUAAUAGGGCCAGAGCAAGCAAUAUCGGUCGCGAACAGCCAUCGGCUCCAUGA